ACAUCUGGCUGCAGGACCGGGAGCACCGCCAGGAGCCACACCUCCUCCUCCUCCAGCAGCCAGAUCGCCACAAUCGCCAGAGCAGCAGGACAGACCUCCAGUCACAAGGCACCUUGAGAACUUCAGGAUGGGGAUGUCUCCAGUCUUCGCCUGCCUAGCCCUGGGCCUGGCCCUCAUCUUUGGUGAAGGGUCCGCUUCCUACAACCCCCAGUCCCAGGCGGCCCAUCUGGCCACAGACUUUGGAGUGAAGGUGUUUCGGCAGGUGGUGGAGGCCUCCCAGGACCACAACGUGGUUUUCUCACCUUACGGGGUGGCCUCGGUGCUGGCCAUGUUGCAGCUGACAACGGGAGGAGAGACUCGGAAGCAGAUCCAAGAGGCAAUGCAGUUCAAGAUUGACGAGAAGGGCAUGGCGCCCGCCCUCCGCCAACUGUACAAGGAGCUCAUGGGCCCGUGGAACAAGGACGAGAUCACCACCGCUGAUGCCAUCUUUGUUCAGCGGGAUCUGAAGCUGGUCAAGGGAUUCAUGCCCCGCUUCUUCAAGCUGUUCCAGACCACAGUCAAGCAGGUGGACUUUUCAGAGGUGGAGAGAGCCAGGUUCAUCAUCAAUGACUGGGUGAAGAAAUACACAAAAGGCAUGAUCAGCGACUUACUUGACGAAGGGGCCGUGGACGAGCUGACGCGCCUGGUGCUGGUGAAUGCCCUCUACUUCAACGGCCAGUGGAAGACGCCCUUCCCAGAGUCGGGCACCCACCACCGCCUCUUCCACAAGUCCGACGGCAGCACCGCCUCUGUGUCCAUGAUGGCUCAGACCAACAAGUUCAACUAUGCUGAGUUUACCACCCCUGACGGCCAUUACUACGACAUCCUGGAAUUGCCCUACCACGGGGACACCCUCAGCAUGUUCAUUGCUGCUCCCUAUGAAAAAGAGGUGCCUCUCUCUGCCCUCACCAACAUUCUGGAUGCCCAGCUCAUCAGCCAGUGGAAAAGGAGUAUGACCAGAGUGGUCCGCCUCCUGGUUCUGCCCAAGUUCUCCCUGGAGAGUGAAGUGGACCUCAGGAGGCCCCUGGAGAACUUGGGGAUGACCGACAUGUUCAGGCCAAACCAGGCGGACUUCACGAGCAUUUCCAAUCAAGAGCUUCUCCAUGUAUCGCAGGCCCUGCAAAAAGUGAAGAUCGAGGUGACCGAGAGCGGCACGGUGGCGUCCUCCUCUACAGGCUUCGUAGCCUCAGCCCGAAUGGCCCCCGAGGAGAUCAUCAUGGACAGACCGUUCCUCUUUGUGGUGCGGCACAACCCCACAGGAACAGUCCUUUUCCUGGGUCAAGUGAUGGAGCCCUGACCGGAGGAAAAGAAGCCUGCAGAACUGAAGAUGUCUCAGAAAAGAAGAAACUCUGGAGAAACAAGAAUUUUAUUUUAAUUAAUCUCUUUGGAGAAAGAGAAGAAAUUUGCUUUUUUUUUUUUUUUUUCUUUAUGGGAAAUCUUUCUGAAUCUGCCUCCUAGACCUCAGCCUCUCCCAGGAGUAGGAAAGAGGACCUUCAGGAAAAACUCCCACAGUGUGGAGACCCGGGGAGAGACCUCGGAAGCACAUGCCCCUAAAGGUCUCCAAACCAGACUGGAAAACUCACAGAACCACCUGCGCAGCUGCUUCUGCUCGUGGCUCUGCCCAGCCGGGUCUUCAGACCCGGAUCCCACAGAGACCCUGGCGGGAGGGCCCUGCAAGGCUUACAGGAGCUUUUGUGUGCUUGGUAGGAACGAUUUGUGUUCCAGUCACAUUGCCAUCUCUCCCGCACUGUCUGCUACUGCUGAGGAGGCUGGCAGCAGGCCAAAGAAGGCCAACGGGAGAGACACACUUUCAUUUCCAGGUCCGUCCUUCCCCAGCUCAGAGGUACCCACCCUGACCUGGCCGUCUCACGCCCUAGAAAGAGUGUGCAUAUAUUAUUUUGGAGUGUAGGUGACUUGUUUACUCAUAGAAGCAGGUUUUUGCUUCCUACAAACUUUGUUUUAUAGGAAUAGAGGAAGAAAGGAUGAGCUGUGUGCCUGGUUCUUGGCUCCAAUCUCCUGGUGGGGAGCGGGGCAUGCCAGGGGUGUGCCUGAAUAUUUAUCAUAUCCUUGUCCUUGUGUGGUUGUUAGAGAGAAAGAACACUACGAAGAAAAAUGUCUUAUUUAAACUUGCUUUUAGUGUUUGUGGUCUGUCUCGUUGCAUCUCAGGAGUCUGGCCACUUGACUGUCAUACCCCUCUGGGCGGGGAGCAUGGCGGGGCCCACACUGCCACCUUGUGGCUGCCCAACCCCCAACACCCUCUCGCCUUCCCACUUGCUGUAUUAGCACCGCUGCCAAGACCAUCCAACUUCAGCCCACUUUAGGGACCAAAAGGAUGCGGUGGGUGAGAGAGACUAGAGCGAGGAUGGAGUGGUUUCAAAAUUUUCCAAUAUAUUUAGGAGCAGGAGUGCAAGGGGCUGCGCGACCUAGCAGGACAGAACUUUCCCCAAUUACAGGGUGACUCACACCCGCAUUGGUGACUCACUUCAAUGUGUCAUUUCCGGCUGCUGUGUGUGAGCAGUGGACACGUGAGAGAGAGAGAGGGGGAGAGAAAAUGAAAGAGAAUGAGAGAGAAUGAGAGGCAGCGAACUCGGGCUCAACUACCCUAGUUAGAUCAUCUUUCUGAAAACCAAGAAGCUGGGGGGUAUGGCAUGCAGGCCAAAUUUAUUGAGGAAUCGCACAGAGGUGUCGAAUGAAUGUAAUCCAAUCCCCCCACCAUGCUCUGCAGUGAAAAACCUUCGUUCUUUGUUGUUUUUUAAUAUUUUUUCAUUAUGCACUGGACAGUGACAGCCACACGCAGUACCCACAAGGAGACCCAUAUGGGGAGUCCACCAUUUUUGUGUUGGAUUAUACGCCUUUUCACUUCUGAUACAUUAACAAGUAAAAAUGUUAAGAAAUAAUAAUAAAUAAAUAAGAAUAUUCC
Molecule: messenger RNA, 2959 nt
Organism: Equus quagga
Lineage: Eukaryota; Metazoa; Chordata; Mammalia; Perissodactyla; Equidae
Gene: SERPINE1
Product: serpin family E member 1
Exons: 9
Coding region: 128-1336 (402 amino acids)
Biological process (GO): negative regulation of vascular wound healing; negative regulation of plasminogen activation; negative regulation of endopeptidase activity
Molecular function (GO): serine-type endopeptidase inhibitor activity
Source: RefSeq, a predicted model, not a curated record